CUCGCAUGUAUUAAAUAACCGGCGCUUCCAAAUUCUCGCGUGAACUCAUCGACGAGUCAUUUGUGUUCUGCUGAAGAAAGACAGUCAUACACAUCUGGGAUGGCAUCAGGGUCUGGUCUUCUCUACCACACAACACAAUUCACCAGUAAAUACUGUGAAUAUUCCUGUCAUCUUUGAAUUGAAGAAGUUUUCCAGAAGUGCAGUACAAACUUCAAGUGUGUCAAUAAUUUCUGACAUACUAUUGUAAAGAUGGAUUUAAUUAAAGAGGAGAGAGAGGACAUGGGUUAUCCAGAAACAUACAGAGUGAAAAAUGAAGAAACUGAGGAACAAAUAGACCUGAUGCAAGUGAAAGAGGAAAGUCAAGAACUGGGUGAAGUGGAGGAGAAACAUCAGUAUCAGACAUAUACAAAUUCUGAAAAUAAUUCAUCCCAAAAAAGAAGUCAAAAGGCAAGAACCAAAAAAUGUAUAAACUGCCCUCUGUGUGAAAAAGGUUUUACACAAAAAGGACGCCUUGAGACUCACAUGAGAAUUCACACUGGAGAGAAGCCAUUCACAUGCCUUCAGUGUGGAAGGAGUUUUACUCGUUCUGACAGCCUUAAGAGGCACACACUAACUCACUCUGGAGAGAAGCUGUUCACAUGCCUUCGGUGUGGAAGGACUUUUACUUGUGAAGGCAGCCUUAAGAAGCACACAAUAGCUCACUCUGGAGAGAAGCCUUUCCAGUGCCCUCUGUGUGAAAAGUGUUUUUAUUGUAAUUGAGAACUUAAAGAGGCACACAACAUCUCAUGUCAGAAAGAAGCAUUUUAAAUG
Xyrauchen texanus (razorback sucker) is the source of this 810-nucleotide messenger RNA. RefSeq names its product gastrula zinc finger protein XlCGF9.1-like. The transcript is spliced from 3 exons. Lineage: Eukaryota; Metazoa; Chordata; Actinopteri; Cypriniformes; Catostomidae. Bases 250 to 759 code for a protein of 169 amino acids. Gene Ontology annotation, molecular function: RNA polymerase II cis-regulatory region sequence-specific DNA binding; DNA-binding transcription factor activity. Gene Ontology annotation, biological process: regulation of transcription by RNA polymerase II. The record is from RefSeq and is a predicted model, not a curated record.